AUUGGCCAGAAUCCAGCAGGUUCACAGCCAGUGACAUGUCACUGCACUGGGGCUUGGCCACAACCAAAAACAGGUUUUCCAUUUGCCUACUGGGGCAUGGCGGUCAUCAACAGCAGCAGCAUUGGAGCACACAAUCUGCCUGGCUGACCACCGUAACAGCUGCCACUUUCGGGCCGACAGCGCGAGGUCUCAUGGAAAGGAAUGUGAAUUUGCCGAUCGCGCUUGCAGAGUCGGAGUUUGGAUACACACGCUCCUUUAUUGCAAGGCUGCUAGAAAGGGCAAGGUCUUGCAGGCUAUCUCUUUCUACUGAUAUCUAAAGCCGCAAAAAAAGAACAUCGGAG
Messenger RNA from Linderina pennispora, 341 nucleotides. RefSeq lists its product as uncharacterized. NCBI's taxonomy places the organism in Eukaryota, Fungi, Kickxellomycota, Kickxellomycetes, Kickxellales, Kickxellaceae. The coding region runs from base 36 to 317 and encodes 93 amino acids. The record is from RefSeq and is a predicted model, not a curated record. The transcript has a single exon.